AUAUCUAAUGUGACUCAUCGCUCACACAUUUAAUUCACCACUUUACGGUGACUCUGAUUCUGCUCGUCUUACCCUCAGCCUCUGCUGAUAGUAGAGAGUAAGAAACCCUGUCAACAUCAAGGAAUCAGUGUCAUUGGUUCAACCUUCUGAAUCCUCAGUCAUCUCAGAAGAAGAAAUGUGACACCUAGGCCCAUGAGGCGUAUGACAGGGCGAGAACAUACCCUGUAUUUUCAUGCAGUGUGUGUGCAUGUGAGGAGAGAGCGGGCGUCAGUGACACAGAAGAGCAGAAGACGCAGAUCGAAUAGGACAGGUAUAUCCUGCAGCUUUGACUCUUUGACCAUCGCUGAGUGGAAUACAUCAGCAGCCAUUGUAUUUCUGCAGAACUGAUCCAGAAGAGGUUAAAGAUAACUGCUGUAGAACAUGAGGAAAACAGGAAGGAGACACUUGAAGAACCUGCAAAACAGAGUCAGGGAGGAAUGAAGCUCGGCUCACCCUCCUGCAGCUACAAGAAAAAACAGUCAGAUGGUAUGGAAUGUUUGCAUAGCUGAAGUUUGAAGGGUAAUCCACAGCACAAGAGCAUUCUGGGGAGGAUUACAGACUUAUCACAUGGAGCAGUGAAUGCAGUACUUAGUUUGAAGUGGAUAACCUACACAAAACCUGCUGCUGCAUUCAAAGCCGGCAAACCAUCCAUUAAAGUUAAGUUAAGUUAAGUUAAGCUAAUUUAGAGCAGAGGUUGGUUCUGAGGUCCAGAUGUUCCUCCACACGGUGCUGGUGGUCCUGACGGACUUGGCGGCCCGGUUCCUGGGUAACACCGCGGUCCGGCAGCACUUCCACCUGCUGCUGUCAGCGGUGGUGAUGUUUGGUCCUGCACUGAGCCUCUGGGUCUCGCAGCACAGCAUCUUUGCCAAGAGAAGUCACUUCCUCUACAGGAUGUUCCUGCGCUCUGGUUGGGGCUGGACCUGCAUCUUUGUCGGGUCGUUUGUCUUCCUCCUCUCCUUCUCCAUCCGUCGCUCCGUGUCCCUCUCCAUGCGUCACCUGUCACGGCUCGGGGUGGCCGGCGGGUUGUGGCUCGGCUUCUGUAAACUCCUGGACCUACUGGAGAACGCCACGGGGAGCUGCUAUGAACCUUUACUCGGCGGUCCAGAGGUCGCCAACGGGCAGCCUCUGCUGGUGCUGCGAGAAGGCGAGAGUAAGUCAGAGUGCCUCAGGGCCGGGAUGCUGUGGAGGGGUUAUGAAGUCUCAGAGGACGUCUUCCUCCUGUGUCUCUGCUGCCUCCUGCUAGCGGAAGAAACGUCCGUGUUUGGCCCUUACCUGAGCCUGGGCGGGGUCUCAGACGCCCCUCUCAGGAUCCUCUUCCUCUUCUGCGUCCUCCUGCUCGGCCUCUGGAUCUUUCUGCUGCUCUGCCUCUUGGCUUACUUCCCUCAGUUCCCCACCCAGCUGCUAGGGGGCGCUCUGGGAUGUCUGAGCUGGAGGGGACUGUACCAGGGCUGGUACCGCCUCGGGCCCAGCUGGUGCUCCCCCGGGAGACCUGGAUUAGGACUGCUGAACACCAAGACUGAGGAUGCAAAAUUGAGCCAAGACUCCUGCAAUUAACAGGAAACAAGACAGA
Molecule: messenger RNA, 1609 nt
Organism: Labrus mixtus (cuckoo wrasse)
Lineage: Eukaryota; Metazoa; Chordata; Actinopteri; Labriformes; Labridae
Gene: fitm1l
Product: fat storage inducing transmembrane protein 1, like
Exons: 3
Coding region: 751-1593 (280 amino acids)
Biological process (GO): phospholipid biosynthetic process; lipid droplet organization; lipid storage
Cellular component (GO): endoplasmic reticulum membrane
Source: RefSeq, a predicted model, not a curated record